Molecule: messenger RNA, 2331 nt
Organism: Chara braunii
Lineage: Eukaryota; Viridiplantae; Streptophyta; Charophyceae; Charales; Characeae
Source: the annotation of a GenBank genome assembly
CCGGGGAAUCGACGAUCCCCCUCCUAAGUCACGUUCUCGCGGAACUACGAAAGUCGUUAAUCUGUGUAUUGAAUGGUUAAGCAGAAGUGCUGAGCAUGCAUGACAAUGAUAAUGGGUUAACUAAUGUAAUUGAACAUGUCAUUCUCACGGGAGAUCAUCCGCUCAUUAGCUGCGCUCCCUACCGAUACUCGCCAGCUCAACGAGCGACCGCCUUUCAGCGGAUUAAGGAGUUCGAAGCCAAUGGAUGGAUCGAACCUGCUAUAGGACCAUGGUCUUUUCCUGUAGUGAUAGUACCCAAGAAGGCUGGGGGGAUUCGCAUUUGCAUUGAUUAUCGAAAGCUGAAUGAUAUCACGAUUAAAGAUGUGUAUCCCCUCCCCCGGAUCGAUGAGUUAUUGGAUGCGAUUGGGAGUGCUCGGUUUUUCAGCAAGUUUGAUGUUCGUCAUGGGUUCCAUCAUCUUCGUGUCCGAGAGGAAGAUCGACCGAAAACAGCGUUUGUGCUUUUCGAAGGCACGUGGCAAUGGGUUCGAUGUCCGAUGGGUAUCUGCAAUGCCCCUGCAACUUUUCAGCGGGCUAUGAACAUGGCUUUUCAGAAUUUUGUACAGAAGACUCGUUUGGCACAGAGCAUCAUCAACUAUUGCGUGAUUGUGUACAUGGAUGACAUCUUGGUGUAUUCGAGUUCCUACGAGGGACACGUGCAGCACAUCGAAUGGGCACUGCAUGCGUUACGAGAUGCAGGUUUCAAGGUGGCGCUUGAGAAGUGUCAGUUUUUCCUCACCACCAUUUCUUUCCUGGGGCACGUGGUGACAGACAAGGGACUCGAACCGGAGCCGCAGAAGGUGGCAGGUGUCAGGGACGCACCAGUGCCUACCACUAUCACGCAAGUUCGCGCCUUUCUGGGCCUCGCCUCGUAUUACCGAAGAUUUAUCAAGGGCUUCGCGGCGAUUGAGAGACCCCUCACAAAUCUCAUGCGCAAGGAUCAGCCGUUGAUCUGGACGCCGGAGUGCGAUCAAGCGUUACCCAAACUCAAGGCUGCUCUCAUUUCGGCUCCGGUGCUUAUAAGACCGGAUCUCGAAAAGCCUUUUGUUCUCAUCACCGACUGGCAGCCAGAGGCGAUUUCGGCGAUCCUUCCCCAGGUGGGACCAAGCGGACUCGAGAGUGUGGUGGAAUAUGCGUCCAAAUCAGUGCUCGCCUGCAAGCGCAACUAUGACGCUCCGACGGGAGAAUGCUAUGCGGCUCUCUGGGGAAUCAGUCACUUUCGUGCUUACCUGUAUGGGCGAAAGUUCACCCUGGUGACUGAUCAUGAGCCCCUGUUGGCUCUGAGGAAGUCGAAGGAUUACUCGGGCAUGAUCGGGCAAUGGGCAACGGUGCUGCAGAGCAUGGACUUUGACAUCCGUCAUCGGAAGCACGAGAGACAUGGGAAUACGGAUGGAUUGACACGACUGCACCGACCUGAGAAAGUUCCGAAGAAUGAGGAGGUGAUGUGGACGGGCACUAGCGAUCAUCCCGCGUGGAUUGAAAAUCUGGAGCUGCUGAGCAUACAGGCUUGGAAGACUAACGUGGAAGAAGAUCUUCUCGGCUUUCUCUUCGGAUCAGUGCGGCCGGGUCGAUGCCACCUGAUUGCACUGGAGCUCAUCGCACCGAUCGUGCAAUUGGCAGACGAUCUCUCGCCCGACAUCUACUUUCAAAGUGACAACAGUCCUGCUCCGUACAUUUUCGAGCGAUCCUUGGAUCCGUACCUUCAGUGGACUUCAUGCUUGGAGGAACCUAGGGACGAGGAUACGCUACCAUCGCGGCAGGAGUACCUGAAGCCGUACGAGAUCAUCCCUCUCGCCUUCUACCCGAGGGCAGAAGAAGUGGUGAUCGACGACGACGAAGAAGAAGAAGAAGACGACGAGGAAACAUCGGAGGAAGGAAGCUAUAGUGAACAUAGCGAAGGCGAGCUGAGUGAAGAGGAAGAAGAAGGAACCGGGUCCGAGUGGGAAGCCUUGUCGGAGGAAGCAAUACGGACGGGAACGGGGGCUGAAGAUCCGGAAGUGGCGCGAAAACGCGAAGAAAUUGUCGCAGAGAAGCGCCAGCUGGAGUUCGCCACCGAAGCUAACCUGCGCCUCGGUAACGAUCAGACCCGGGAUCCAGAGCCGCUGAAGCCCGAAGAUGGCGACCCUGCAGCCGCCACCUCAAGUACCGCGCGACGGAGACAGAGCCGAUCCCCCUCCUCCUCCAGCCUCACCCGUCCCCCAGUUCGCCCACGUACCAAUGCGGGCGAUAGGCCUUCGUCCUCGGACGCUGUCCCGCCAACCCCUUGAUUUCCUCACCCUCGAGCAGAUCCGUACG